AUGAACGAAUGUCAUGCAAGCAGUUGGCCAUUUAAGAUAAUGCUCAGAAGAGAGGUUAGAACGGGAGAUGUGCUCUUCCUCCUCCUCCUCCUCCUCCUUUUUCUUCUCCUCCUCUUCCUCACCAUCAUCACCAUCCUCCUCCUCCUCCUCCUCCUGCAGCUGCUGCUUCUCGCCCCGUUCCAUUGGAGCAGACCAUCCUGGUGCCUCUUUUGUGAAGCGGCGGCUGAGGAGACCGCGGGACUCGCCAUGGCGGAUGAAAAGCCGAAGGAAGGAGUCAAGACUGAAAACAACGACCACAUUAAUCUGAAGGUGGCAGGGCAAGACAGUUCAGUGGUGCAAUUUAAGAUUAAGAGGCACACGCCACUUAGUAAACUAAUGAAAGCCUAUUGUGGACGACAGGGUUUGUCAAUGAGGCAGAUCAGAUUCCGAUUUGAUGGGCAACCAAUCAAUGAAACAGACACGCCUGCACAGUUGGAAAUGGAUGAAGAUACAAUGGAUGUAUUCCAGCAGCAGACAGGAGGUGCUUACUAA
Trichosurus vulpecula (common brushtail) is the source of this 531-nucleotide messenger RNA. RefSeq names its product small ubiquitin-related modifier 2-like. The coding region runs from base 1 to 531 and encodes 176 amino acids. Gene Ontology annotation, biological process: protein sumoylation. Gene Ontology annotation, cellular component: nucleus. The record is from RefSeq and is a predicted model, not a curated record. Gene Ontology annotation, molecular function: ubiquitin-like protein ligase binding; protein tag activity. NCBI's taxonomy places the organism in Eukaryota, Metazoa, Chordata, Mammalia, Diprotodontia, Phalangeridae. The transcript has a single exon.